This is a messenger RNA of Ziziphus jujuba (common jujube), 1534 nucleotides long. Its product is annotated as E3 ubiquitin-protein ligase PUB23. The transcript has 2 exons. Gene Ontology annotation, molecular function: ubiquitin protein ligase activity. Gene Ontology annotation, biological process: protein ubiquitination. The record is from RefSeq and is a predicted model, not a curated record. Bases 170 to 1459 code for a protein of 429 amino acids. Lineage: Eukaryota; Viridiplantae; Streptophyta; Magnoliopsida; Rosales; Rhamnaceae.
UAUUUUGCUUGCCGUAACUGCUCUUCUUGUCAAUGAAUUAAUAAGCCACUUUCUUUUACUCAUCUCAGGAGCUUUGAAGAUCCUCCCAAUUCUUAUUAAUCUUUUCUACCCGGCCGAUCAGCUUCCUUCAUUUUCUUAGUUCCCAAACACACAUUUUUAAAUUAAUUAAAUGGAAGUUAUGGUUGAACCUCCAAAGUAUUUCGUGUGCCCCAUAUCCCUUCAGCUCAUGAAGGACCCGGUUACGGCGGAGACAGGAAUCACAUAUGACAGGGAAAGCAUCGAACGAUGGUUUUUGACAGCCAACAACUUGACAUGUCCGGUUACGAAGCAAACCCUGAGAAGUGACUCCGACUUGACUCCCAACCACACCUUGCGGAGGCUGAUCCAGUCAUGGUGCACGCUCAAUGCAACCAACGGUGUUGAUCGGAUUCCGACUCCCAAGUCUCCACUCAACAACACCCUCAUUUUCAAACUCAUAAACGAUCUUAGCAUCGUUGAUAAUGAUGACUAUUUGAAACCUGAGAAAGCUCUAAAGAAAAUGGAAGCGCUUGCAAAUGAGAGCGAUAGGAACAGGAAGUGCAUGGCUGAAGCAGGAGUUGCCAAAGCCAUGGUUCUGUUCCUGGAAAGAUGUUGCAAACAAGGAACAACAUCAACAAUGUGUCUCCAACAAGCUCUAAAAGUUCUUCAUCUUGUUUGGAAUCAUACCCCGGAAAUCAAGCUUCUUGUAAACGAAGAAAACACUGACUUUCUUCAGGUUUUGAUGUGGAUUUUACAAAGUGAUCAUAAGGUGAGUAGAACCGAAGCCAUGCUUGUAUUGAAAAUGGCGAUCCAAGACUCGAAUCGAACUCGGUUGGAGAGAUUAAAUCCGGAGCUUUUCAAGAGCAUCGUAAAAGUGUUGAGAGACAAAGUAGCAGUUAAGUCUGCUUUGGAAGCUUUAAUAAAAGCAUGUACAUGGAGAGCAAACAGGUUGAGAAUCGUCGAAGCCGGUGCAGUUUUCGAGCUCAUCGAAACAGAAUUACUAACAAAUCCCGAAAAGCACGCCACAGAAUUAAUCUUCAACCUUCUGGCUCAGCUGUGUUCGAUUGCUGAAGGGAGAGAACAGCUCUCGAAGCAUGCAGGAGGCAUAGCCAUGGUGUCUAAAAGUAUUCUCAGGGUUUCUCCUGCAACGGAUGAUCGAGCAGUCCUUAUACUUUCCAUGAUCGCAAAGUUCUCUGCGAGAAACGAGGUCGUUUUGGAGAUGUUAUGGGUUGGGGCGGUGACGAAGCUUUGCAUGGUCAUGCAAGCAGAGUGUGCGGCGUAUUUGAAGGAGAAAGCAAGAGAAAUUCUUCGACUCCACUCUAAAUUGUGGAAAGAUUCUCCAUGCAUUGUUCUGUAUUUGCGAACGAGGAACCAACGGAUGGUGCAAAUUAAGCUGUUUGGGAGUAACCAAGUCCAUCGAACAGCAAGUUCGUCCACAUAAGUGAAACAAGAAAGGCAAGGGCAAAAGGGACAAUUGCUCGGAAUUCACCGUGGAAGAGGUGAAAACACUCGUGGC